UGCGUGGCCCAUUGCCGCUAAUGAUUGCAUGUUAUACGUGCACCGUACAAAAGUGAUCAAACCAUGAAUAAAUAAAUGACAGGCAUCGAUUUGUUGCAACUGAGACGGCCAGAGGGCCAGCAGCAGCCACAGCAGGAGCAGCAGCACGAUGCCAUCGAUGAGAUCGAUGCAAUAACCGAUGCCAGCGAUCCAUCAACGACGACAGAAUUCGUCCUCGACCGCGCGCCAACGCAAAAGCCGGGCGACCGCCUGCACGCGAGCUGCGGCGGCCGCUACGUCUCCGUCGUGCGUCUCAACGGCGGCGGCCUCGCCUGCGUCGACAGUAUCUGCUACCAUGCGGGUGGCAACCUUGGCGUGGGAGAUCUGGAAGACGACGACGUGCUCAUAUGUCCACAACACCGUUUCCGCGUCUGCCUCCGCACCGGCGACGCGAUCGAGGGCGGCGACGCUCACGCGCGUGCACGCCAGCGGCUCCACGUCGCAUACGAGAACGAGGGUUCUCUUCGCGUACGUCUUGGCACAAACGGCGACGCCGCGAGCGACCGCUUCGCGAGUGCUGACGAGAAUAUUUGGAAUUACUUGAUGUGGCGCGAAAUACGCGUGGCGCGGCCCGUGGAGUAGAGUGCUGUGAGACUAAUAACGUAAAUGUGCUGU
Pelagomonas calceolata is the source of this 654-nucleotide messenger RNA. Lineage: Eukaryota; Pelagophyceae; Pelagomonadales; Pelagomonadaceae. The record is from the annotation of a GenBank genome assembly.